AUGUCCUGGUUGUCGGUGGAUGCGGCUUUAAUUACCGAUGUAAGUGGGAAGCCUGACCUCCGAUUUGCGCACCCUCGCCUACGCGACCGAUACCCGUCAUAUAAGAACACUAAAGUAUCCGUUCUCGACCUUCGAACAACACACAACCGAUUUCCUGGAGCGGACUAUUAUGAUGCAGAUAUCCUGAACACCGAACAAUUGUUGAAAGUGUUUAGGAUAGUGAAGCCGGAUGUAAUCAUUGAUACCGUCUCUCCACCGCCGCUGGAAGGGGAGAGGGAAAUGCUAUAUAAUGUCAAUGUCAACGGCACAAAGAACUUGGUGGAGGUCGCAGGCGGUGCUAAAGGAGACUGGGGUGGAAAAUGCAAAGCAUUCGUGUACACUAGCUCGUCUUCGGUGGUACAUGACACACAGGGAGACUUGAUUAAUGUUGAUGAGAGAUGGCCGAAAAUUGUUGGCAAGCUCCAGCAAGAGUAUUACACUGAAACAAAGGCACUUGCGGAAGAUUUCGUUCUCAAGUAUAAUGGCACCUCCCCCUCCGGCAUGCUGACAGUUGCUAUUCGACCUGCCGGUAUCCACGGCGAGCGCGACACUACUCUCACGAAAAAGCUGGUUGAGCAUGGCUCCAAAGCAUCUCCUCUUGUCUUAUCCUUUCAACUCGGUAACAACGACAAUCUAUUUGAUUUCACCUACGUCGGCAACAUUGCCUAUGCACACAUGCUUGCCGCUGAGUUACUCCUUGCCACUAUGAAACGGAUUGAGACAAAAGCAGUUCUUCCGCUUGAUCAUGAGCGUGUCGAUGGCGAGGCAUUUAAUAUUACCAACGAUAGCCCUGUGUACUUCUGGGACAUGGCCCGUUCCAUAUGGGCAUUGAUGGAUCGCUAUGUUGAACCCGAACAAGCCUGGGUGCUGCCAGAAGGAGCCCUUACCGUUAUUGGAGGCAUACUAGAAACGGUAUUCGGAUUGUUCGGAAAGAAACCACGACUUACACGACGAGAAGUUAGAUACUCUUCUAUCCAAGAACGGUCAUUGAACAAGCCAGACCGAUCGAAGGGCGCCAGGGCAAUAUCAAUCGUCGAAGGGCUAAAACUUUCAAAUUCGGUCUUUUCUUCACGGUUUUGCGGUGACGUGAAGGAAGUAGGAAGGUAUCCUUUUGUCGUAUUCUCGAAGGCCAUGGCAGCAUACUAUCUAGAAUUAUUGUUCUUCACCAGCAUAUACCAGGCUUUAUCACAGUCUUCUCGAAUAAUCUUCACUGCAGUAAAUGUUCGAGACGUCGGGCAUCAUCUCAAACGGUUGCAGAGCGAUACCUUAAAAAAUGCCUACUCCGUCAAAUAUUGA
This is a messenger RNA of Nannizzia gypsea CBS 118893, 1335 nucleotides long. RefSeq names its product sterol-4-alpha-carboxylate 3-dehydrogenase. The record is from RefSeq and is a predicted model, not a curated record. Gene Ontology annotation, biological process: steroid biosynthetic process. The transcript is spliced from 7 exons. The coding region runs from base 1 to 1335 and encodes 444 amino acids. Lineage: Eukaryota; Fungi; Ascomycota; Eurotiomycetes; Onygenales; Arthrodermataceae. Gene Ontology annotation, molecular function: 3-beta-hydroxy-Delta5-steroid dehydrogenase (NAD+) activity.